UAUCCAACAGUGCUGGUGAGACAGAAGUUUCAGCUUUGCGCUUCACACACAGCCAGGACAGAAGAUACCACACAGAUACAAUGAUGCUCCCAGCAAGCCUGCUUAUUGGCCUGCUGUGCCUGUGCCAUGUUGGCAGUGCAUGGGGUUUUGCCCGUCUGCUGGAUGACGUGGAGCUACGCUCAGCUUUCUCUGUUGCACGCACCAACAGCAUGGAAGGCGGGCCCAAGAUGACUGUGACCUUUGACACUGUUUAUGUCAACAUCGGAGGGGAUUUUGACCCCAAGGCUGGCUUGCUGCGCUGUCGUAUCCCCGGGGCCUACUACUUCUCCUUCACAGUGGGCAAGUUUCCACACAAAGACCUGUCUGUGAUGCUGAUGAAGAACAGGAACGAGGUGCAGGCCAUUGUGUAUGAGGAAAAUGCUGGAGAGGAAAGGAAGGUACAGAGCCAGAGUGUCAUGCUGCAACUGGAGUUCGGCGACACCGUCUGGCUUCGUCUCCAUGGUGACCCGCGCUAUGCGCUCUACAGCAACACCGGACACUACACCACCUUCAACGGUUACCUUGUCUACCCCGACACCUACGGCUACCAGACACACCACCAUCAACACCAUCCUGACUUCGCCUCCCAGCAGCCCCAGCAAGACAACACCCCCCUGUUAGACAGUAACCAGGCCACAGAGCACGUCAGAUCUGGAAAAGGAGAUUCAGUGGAGGAGAAGGAGUUGCAACAUAGGGAGGAAGAGGAAGAGGAUGACGAUGACGAAAAUGACCAAAGAUCUGCCUUCUCAGUGGGGCGCACCCAGAGCAUCGUGGGAGUAGACCAAGUGGGCAUGCCACACCACCAGCCAGUCAGCUUCGACACAGCAUUCGUCAACAUCGGUGAAGACUUUAACGUGACGGAGGGGAUGUUCACUUGCCGCGUUCCCGGGGCCUACUACUUCUCCUUCAACGUGGGCAAGCUGCCGCAGAAGACGCUGUCCGUCAAGCUGAUGAAGAACCGUCUGGAGGUGCAGGCGAUGAUCUACGACGACAGCCAGGGUGAGAAAGCUCUACAGAGUCAGAGCUUGAUGCUGGCGCUGAAACCAGGAGACACAGUCUGGCUCUACUCCCACCAGAGAGAUGGCUUUGGGGCCUACAGCAACCACGCCAAAUACAUCACCUUCACUGGCUUCCUGGUUUAUCCAGACUUCCCCACUGCCACCACCACUACCACCACUAGCCAAUCAUAUGCAGACAAGAAACCCUAGCUGCAGCACGGGCUACGGACUGAACACUGUGGGAGGAAUUCGUGCAAAGUGGAAAAGUCUCAAGAGUCCACAAAAGGUGUUGGGCAGUUUCUGAGUUGUGUGGAGAAUACUUGUAAUACACAAAUGUUGCUUCGUGGUUGUCUUUGAAGCUUCCUCUUCAUAUGAAUUCCUUCGCAAAGUCACAGGGACCUUGGACUGAGUGCAGAGCUUAAAUGAAAAUCUCUUCAAUUUCCAGCUAAUGGCUUCAUGGCACUCAAAUGUGGAACCUUGAAUGACAGUAAUGUGAACUCUAAUUGAAUAUUUCACUCUGUAAUGAAAAUCCAGUCAUUACCUGCUCACCUUUGUGUCAGCCAAACUCUCAUUUAAGUUAGUGCAGCCACCAAAACACACACAAGGAGUUAGAUUCCUUUUUUCAGCUGUCAACUGUUAGUACACCAUGAUUGAAUUUUAUAUUCAAAUGAUUGCACAUCCUCUGGUGCAAUUCCGUCUGAUUAUCAGCCUCAAAGAAAGCAGUGAUUUAAAAAAGCUGAUGCAUGUUUUAUGCAAUCUGGCUUCGGAAACUGUUCGGAAAAGAGUUCGCACUUUCAAAAAAUACUACAGGUGAUUGGAUGAACCAUCUGUGAACUUCAACCAAUCAGAUCAAUAAACAGUAUAACGCAUUUGAACCAAAGCCAGUUGGGAGAAGAGCGAAAACAUCUUGUCCAUAGAGAAAAGCCUUUAGUGCUAACCUCUUUAGCAGCCACUAGCCUAUUGUUGUUUUUGAGGAAACAGUCAGUUCUCACACGCAACAUUACACACACACCUAGCGUUAAAGCACUCCCUUAGCUCGUGCCGUAGCAUUCUUGUUCAUUUUGUGAUGAUUUUGUGAUGUCCAGCUGCCUCACAAGGUCGUAUUUUAUGCUCUUUUUCUCUCUAAAUCAAGCUCACUGCUGUAGUAUUCCUACAUAUAGUUUUGACUGACAUGAAGGUGAGCACGUAAUGUGAAGUUGAAGUGAAAUAUUUCUGUAAGUGCAUUUGUUAUCCUUGUCAAAGACUUGGUGUUUCUGCUUGUAUGUAAAAAAGUCACUUUACUUUCUUUAUGUCUUUAGAGGCAUGUGAAAUCAAUAUGAACAGUGUGUUUUGUGUCAAAAGGAGUGGAGUGUUUCUCGCCCUGAUACUCGGCCACAGCGGGAGCAGAGGACGACAGGACAAAACUGACUUAGUUUUGGAAAAGUGGAGACUGCAUAUCCAUCCCGUACCGACUGUUGACCACAUGCCGCUGUGGGCCUGCGGGGAUCUGGACCAUAAUUUGAUUUCUAAUUCUAGCAGCGUUUAAUUCAUUUCUUCAGAUGGCGACCACUGUGGGGAAAAUUGAAUUGCUUCUCCCAGGCCACUGUAAUAUGCAUGUCUGUUUAAUUUCACACCGCCGGGAGAAAGAUGAUGCUGUUCAAAUUGUGAUGAACCUUGAAUUUAUGAAAUCACCUUCUCUGUUGGAGAGUGAAGUGAUGCUUCACUGUGAUUGAACAUAUAAAUUUUUUUAUUAGAGUUAACUGGAUGUGAAUUUCAGAGAAGAGGUGUUCUGAUAUAGACUACAAUCUACACCAGGGUACUGCAAGCAGGCCAAUUCAAAGUCAAACUGCUCCAGAACAAAACAACUCUAUAUAAAUUCAAAUUAUAAAUGGACUACAAUUUUAAAGGGAUGGUUCACCCAAUUGCUGCUGCCACUACAGUACAAUAGAAGUAAGAACCAGUUGUGUGUUUGCUACUGAAAAAGCAUUGAAAAAAUACAUUUAAAGUUACACCAAUCAAUAUUUUUGUGCAACAGCGGACCAAGUGACUAUACGUAAUAUGAAAAUAAAAGGGUUGCUUUUAGAGACAAACCUUUAGAGAAUCUUCACCUGACUUGUAGCAUCUUUUAGCUCAAUGUUUUAGUUUUACAGCUGGGAAUUUUACUGUUUUAGUUCACUGCUCUCAUCAGAGUUGUUUCCAGUCAAAAAAAAAACUAAAGCAAAGAAAUCUCUGUUAAACCCACUAUACGCAACCUACCCAUUACCAAAUGACAGACACAGCGACUAGUUCCUGAAAAUAGUGGAGCAGGUCAGGAAAAGAAAAAAAAGGUGAUUGUUUUCUGAAUGUUUAUGUUCUUUUCUCAAAUGAAAUACUGAACACGUUCACCAUUUCAGACCUUUCAGAACUAUCAAAGUAAAGCAUACAGUAUUAAACCUAUUGUAAGAGGUCACAAGUAGGCAUUGUUCAGAGCAUUGGUUCCCAACUUUGAGGUCAGAACCCCCUCACGGGUUCCAAGAUAAAUAUGAGGGGUCACAAGAUGAUUAACAAGAAGAUGGGACAAUAUGUUCAACCCAAUUAUGUUUAUUUUUUCUGAACCUCUAAAUGAGAAAGAAUCUGAGAGGCAAAACAUCUCUCGAAACAGGUUGGAAACCACUUACAGAUCCUGGACCACUUUGGAAACCACUCAGCUGGUCCACAAACCUACAUGCAUGAUAAAAAAGUCUCCUUUCAAAUGAAAUAUCACAAAAAGCUAGUGGAGAUGGAUGCUGUGCUUUUGUCUGUAAAGAAAUCCCUGAAAGGACUGCAUCCAGACAACAAAGCACAACACUCGAAUACAUUCUAUUUUUAUUAUUACAAAAUAUCAAGGCCAAAUAAAACAUUACCGAGAUAAACAUGAAAAUGGUAACACUCUGUGCAGUCAGAUUGAGGUGAUUUUCUUCCAUCUCAUUAAGCGUUCACCUCACAGUGAUCUCCUUGGCACCGGGGAAAUGGUCUCACACCUUCUCUGAAAACUAAUAACAGACAGCGGGUCUUAGUCUUCACACUUUCAACAGGUCUCUCUGCACCAGUGUUACUAAUCGAUCAUUUCCUGUUCUGUACGGCUGCAGCGACUUCUAAGAAAGUGACAACAGUUUGGACAAUGAGAUGCAAAUUUUUUUUCUCACAGUAUGAAAUUAGACUGAGAGUGUGCCUCAUUUGAGAUAAUAAGGUAUUCUGUCACAGUCUAACCCUCGGUGGUUUCUCUAUUGCAGCCUCAGUGAGCGAGCGACGCACAGGGGUGGACCUAUGAUUGCUUCAGUUUUACUUUAAAACAGACCUGACCCAGUUCAGUAAAUCAGUCUGUGAAGGCAAUUCCUGCUAAGAAAUAGAGAGAGAAAAAUCCUGCACAGAACUGGUGUGUGAAGUGACUUGAGCAUAACUCAUCUGACACACUCAGAAGCACUUGUGUGAUGCAUGCAUAUAACUGAAAAAACAAUGAAUUAAAAAGAUACUUUCUCAUGAUGGCUGGACAGCUUCACAGGCCCAGUCGACGCCUGUUAACCGUGUAUUUUUAUUAAGUGAAUUAUCUGUACAGUAACUGACAAUAUGUUGGAUGUUUCUGGUCUGUGCUUCUUUCUUUCUGGUGAUUCUAAUGAAAGAUUGAUCAUUGUGUAUUAGAAACUGUGUCAAGCAGAUACGGGUCACAAUGUGGUUGAAAGUACUUUCUGGUUAUUGCUCGGAUCAGUUGGCCACACUGCCAGAAUUAGCAAUUUGUGUCUCAAAAGCACAAAAUCAACCAUGAUGGAAAAAUAACCUAAAGGAGAAUAAUAAAAAACAUUUUGACCUGUCUGUGUUUUUAGUAGUCUGGCUCAUGUUGACUCUUUAAUAUGUUUUGAGUAUUUCUUACAUGUAAAAUGAAUGCUUCAAUGAAAAUGUUUGACAAAAUAAAAAACAAGA
This is a messenger RNA of Morone saxatilis (striped sea-bass), 4952 nucleotides long. It is a transcript of the gene c1qtnf4, whose product is annotated as C1q and TNF related 4. The transcript is spliced from 3 exons. Gene Ontology annotation, molecular function: protein binding. NCBI's taxonomy places the organism in Eukaryota, Metazoa, Chordata, Actinopteri, Moronidae. The coding region runs from base 81 to 1247 and encodes 388 amino acids. The record is from RefSeq and is a predicted model, not a curated record.